Oryzias melastigma (Indian medaka) is the source of this 3784-nucleotide messenger RNA. RefSeq lists its product as uncharacterized. Gene Ontology annotation, biological process: regulation of transcription by RNA polymerase II. Gene Ontology annotation, molecular function: RNA polymerase II cis-regulatory region sequence-specific DNA binding; DNA-binding transcription factor activity, RNA polymerase II-specific. The record is from RefSeq and is a predicted model, not a curated record. NCBI's taxonomy places the organism in Eukaryota, Metazoa, Chordata, Actinopteri, Beloniformes, Adrianichthyidae.
CUGCAGAAUUUUCUACACCAGAGAAAAGUUUGAAGCAGGAGAGUGUGAUUCCAGAAGAGGAAGCUGGACCUCUGGAAACUUCUACAGAAGUUCACAACCAAGACAUGGAGGAAGCUCACUGCACAGGGAAUGCUAUGCAUCCACUCGGCGCUCAAGCUGAUCACUUUGGUGGGCAGCUCAAGGAGGAGCCUCUGCAGACCAUGCCAGAAAUUAAUGAAGUGCAAGAGUGGAGCAUGAGAUCGCAGGAAACGGAUCCUUCCAGCCUGUCAGGUUCUAGUAAACGUUUCAAUGAGCAGAAGAUCGCAAAAUGGGAGAGCGGUUUUGAGCAGGGAGCAGAAUCGAGCCAAGAAGGCCACUCGGCUUACUCCUCUGAAGCUCUGUUCCAGAGCAGGUAUGGUAUGGAUCAGUUAGGCGGCGUGGAGGAGACUGCAAAUGAAAACGCCAGCAUGAUGGCCAUGGCUAGUUACAGUGACAUGCAAGGAUCGUCAUCCCACCUGGGGGGCAACUUGGCUGACUUGAACCAAUGCAAUGAUAAAAAUGCAAUGGUGGAAGGAGCUGAUCACCAGUGUUACCAGACUGUUAUCCCUCAGAAAAGACGACUCGCUCCAUCUUCACCAGUAGCAUCACCUGAAAAGGCCAACAUGAAUGAAAAGGAAGCCUUUACCUGUUUAUUAAUAGAUGAAGAGGGUUACUUGCAAGACACAAAUGUACCUCAUGCGUCUUCUGAUGCAGGAAUACUAUUGAGUUUUCGUGGCCAGGGCAUUCCAUUAACCCAGUCUUCCUCUCAGGGUUUGUAUGAACCUUCGAAUCCAUGCAGUGGUUCAUUAAACUUAGACACUUUGCUGCAUCAGACUGCAUCCAAAGGAGGGAGAAGAGAUGCAUCAAACUCAUGUUCCACAGCCUUUCCUAAUUCUGUUUCCCUAAAGACCCAUAAACGGACACUCAAAAGUACCGGACACGGGGCGCCAUUCUCCCGCAUCCAGGGCACGAAGAGUUCCACUCAAGCGUGCAAUCUCCAAAUCCACCAGAAGAUUCACUCAGGCCAGGAACUCCACCUGUGUAGCCACUGUGGCAAAGGAUUUUCUUCCUUUGAAGACUUAAAAAGCCACAAAUGUGGGCAAAUCGGGGACAAACCUUACUGCUGCACCGUUUGUGGGAACAAGUUCAGCCGCCUCUGGAAUCUGAAGCUGCACCAGAGAAUUCAUACCCAAGAAAAACCCCACCGGUGCAGUAUGUGCGACAAAAGCUUCACACGGGCAGAUAUACUGAAGAUUCACCAGCGCACCCACACCGGAGAAAGGCCGUACUGCUGUUCUGUUUGUAACCUCAGUUUCAAACGCCUGGAUCACCUGAAGUCACAUCAGCGCAAACACAUCAACCUGUAAGACUCGAGCAACAGCUGGUUUGAGCAUUUAUUUGUCUAGUAAAGAAACAAAGACUGUUUUUUAGUAAAAUGUUGGUAUUUUCUGAUGAAAAGCAUAUUUACUGAAGACAAGAAUCAACAUGAAAAUUUGAGACCAUGAUAAAUCAUCAAAUAACCUCCACUUCUUUUGUGACACGAAUCUUAUUCAGCUUCAUUGAAAAUGAAAUAGUAACUCAAAUGAGGGGCCUCUGGUCACAUGCCAGAUGGCGCCAGAAAAAUCUCUAGCCGGAAGCGGAAAUUUUGUAACUUUAGCCGAUUGCUUAAGCAGAAAUUUCAGAAACUUUAGGAAACCCCUUUUAAAAAAUUAUAUAUUGAAACCUUUUCCGAACUAUCAGCUUUUAAGAUUUUAAAUGUGAAUAAACUGUAACUGUCUUGCAGUUUAGUGUGCAAGAUGAACAUCAAAUGGGGCAGAGAACGUUAAUCUUUUAAUUUCUUCCAAGUCAAUAUUAAUAAGUGUUCACAUUUGUUUAAUUAAUGCAGUUUUUUUUUCUCUGUGAAUUAUCUGAUCGCCGGCGAAAUGCCGUUUUUUUUUCCUCUGUAAAUCACCUGAUCAGAGUUGGCAAAAUGCGUUUUUUUUUUUAAUUUUUUUUUUCUGUGAACCAGGUGAUCGUUGAAGAAAUGCUGUUUUUUUUUUUUUCUCCGAAUAAACUGAUCACGUAAGCAGUUACGGUAUGUCAAAGAAAAAAGUCAAAACCUUUAAACCAGGGGUUCUAGUCGAGGACUUCCUGCCACUGAUUUCGGGUGCAAAUUAUUAUUCUCUUUUUUUUGUGGCCAGCUCCAGCAGGGAGAAGGACUUCCGGCUAUUAACUUUUAAGCUGCAUAUUAUUUCCCUGUGGCCAGAUUCUCUUGACAAAAAUGCACCCUCGUGGGCGUGGCUGUCUUCACAUCAAUCACAAUAAAUUCUGUCAGUAAUUUAUUAAGUUAUUUAAUGUUCCACUGAUGAUCCCAAACAAAGAAAAGCUGUUUUAGUUGGCUUUCCUGGCAUUUGAGUUCCAUCUUUAAGCCAUAGGUUUACCGAGAUCUUUGACGAUAUCCGAUGGAUGGCUCAAAGAUGGACUCAAAAUUCCAUAGCAUUUAACGGAAACAGAACACAGACAUUAUCAACUAAUGUUACAACAUUAACAGUAGUGCUGACCGAUAUGGGAAAAAUUGUAUAUCACAGUAACAAUGUAUAUCACGAUAAACCACAUUAAAGUAUAUUUUCAGUUAUUCUCUGAAAAAAAAUAUUUUCUCUGACUCAAUAUUUUCAAGUAACAUGUAACUGAAUUGUCAUAAAUGGGAAACAUUUUUUUUUAAAGUACUCAAUUUCAAAUUUCUUAGUAGAAAAACCCUUUUCUGCACAAAAGUUCAGCAAUAAAAACGAUAGAAACGAUUUAAGAGAAACGUCAUGAUAGACACUUUACCAUCGCCCACACGAUAUGUAUUGUCAUGUCGCCCAGCACUAAUUAACAGACUAAAAAUGUCCCUCCUAAAGUAAAAAGGUGAACAGAGAACUGGUUAAUAAUUGCAGGACGUUGCUACACCAACAGUAACCUUAAAAGAACUGCAAGAGCUUCUGGGAAGUCUUGCGUAUUCUUAACAGACCAGCAAGGCAGAUGUUUCUUCUUUCAAAGAAAACAUCCAAGUCCUGCCAAACUCUCAAAAGCAUCUUACAACAGCACACUAGUCAAAAAUAUGAUGGUUUGAUGAAACAUUUAAUUUUUUUGCCAAUGCUUUCAAAAGACGUUUGGUGCAAUGUUGCACACGUCACAUCCUCAAUGAAGCACGGUGGUGGUACUAUCAUCUUGCUAUCUUUUACUUCAGUUAAUGUUCAGAGAAUUCUCAAUGAUUUCAAACAGCAGUCACUCUAAGCACAAAGGAAGAAAAUUGAAGAUGCGUGUAUUUUUCAACAAAACUGCUCAAAUUAUAUAUAUAAACGACAGAAUCACCACAAAAGUCUAAACAUGAAUCUAAUUUAAAAUCUGAGCGUGAUAUAAAGAGUACUGUCCAAAUAUACCAAAUCCUACCCACAGAAAUGAGUACUAGAAAUAGGAAUUCUAAAGUAUUUAUUUGAAGUUGAAUACUUAAUAAUACUCCUCUUCCUAAAAUAUUUUAUUGAAAACUGUAUUGGGUCUUAUUUAAAUGGGAAAAGUUCUGAGCUGUCUCGUCUCAGUUCGGUCUGUUUUAGACUUUAACACGAAUGUAAGGACUUCACAUUCUCUGUAUAUCGUUUGGUUUUUAGUAAUACUUUCUGUGAACAUAAAAAGGCUGACGAUAAUUUGUAUCGUAUUUCUCAUGUUUUUAAAAAUACUCUGGUGGUGGGUAAAAAAACCUAAUUUUUGUGAAUGGGAUUUAAAAUAAAAUAUCAUUUAGAUCUUUGAA